Messenger RNA from Theileria equi strain WA, 4230 nucleotides. Its product is annotated as DEAD box ATP-dependent RNA helicase family member protein. Lineage: Eukaryota; Apicomplexa; Aconoidasida; Piroplasmida; Theileriidae. The coding region runs from base 1 to 4230 and encodes 1409 amino acids. Gene Ontology annotation, molecular function: nucleic acid binding; ATP binding. The transcript has a single exon. The record is from RefSeq and is a predicted model, not a curated record.
AUGUUCCAUGUUGCUCAUAAACUGAAGGAAGGACGCUCACUACUUGAUUCACCAACUAUCCCCUUAAGCAAACAAGAUGCCGCUCUCAGUCAUUUUGUUGGCUUUUUUGGGGAGUCAUACUACAAAAUUAUGCAAAAAAAACUAGGGAAUGCUGUUUCAGAAUAUAAAAGCGGUAUCAGUGACGUUUCUCAAUGUACACAGAGGAUAAAAGAUGAAUUCAUGGUUGCGAUUACCAAAAAAUUCACUCUGAAAGAAAACAUAAGUCAUGAUGUAAUACUCGAUCGCCAAUUGUUCUUGAUAUAUACGGCAGAUUUGAUGGCGUCAUAUAUAUUAAUGUUCACCGGCAAAGGUAUUAGUCAUAACUUGUAUAAAUAUAUAUGGUCGAAUUGGGCAUUUUUAGAUGGAAACAUUGAUUGGCUUUGUUGUAACUGGGUGCUCAACUGUGGAAACCAUGAUGAAGAUGCACAUAAAAAUGGAACUGCCCUUGAUUCGAUUCCAAAUGAUGAACUUAUAGACAUUAUUAGACUUCAUAAGCAUCAUCUAUCUCCAGAUUUUGUCAGACAACGAUCUAGAAAUGUUUUAAAAACUCUUGAUAAGGCUAGUUUGUUGGCGAUAUUUCAAUCUAUCAUGAUAAAGGCUCUUUGGGGUCAUUCAAUCACUCCGGAGGAUGGUUCCAAUAGUUCAGAAGUUGAGGGAAAAGAUAGCUCCAUUCAUCCAGAAAAUGACAAAAGGAUGACUGAAAAGGAUCAAAUAAGUUCUCUACAUAAGUGGCUUAAGGAAUAUAGAAAGAAAAAAGCCCAAAGGACUAAUGUUCUUCUGCCAAGAUUAUCAGAACUCAAAUUUCAUGAAAGUGAAAGCGCUAGAAACUCAAAAAAAUAUAUUGGUAUUAUUAAAACCAAAAUAAAUUAUAUUGAUAUUGAAUUAAACAAAAUGAGUGAAAAUAUGCACGAACAUGACGCUGAUUAUUCGGAACUAAAUACCACUCUCUAUAAGACAAAAGGGAUGUUAAAUACCCUCUUAAAUGUAUAUGAAAGUGAGUUAGUUGAAAACUCCCUGGUGUAUGGAUAUAUAAAUAAUAAUAAUGGUUUAAAUGUUAUGAAAAGUUUACUAAACGCUUUUGAUACAUCUGAACUCUUGAAUCUCUUAUCCGCUGUGCUUUUGGCGAUUCCAGAAUUGAAACCCGUAAUUACUCGGCAAGAUUAUGCAGACUAUGCUAUUAUACCAUUUAACACGCUUGCAAAACUCUGUUUUAUAGGUAUUAUGAGAAUAAAUCCAAAUAUAUCAUUCUCACCUUCAGAUACACAACAUGAAGAAAAUACAGAAUCAAGACGUACAGACUCUGUGAAACCUUCUUCAAUGGUUUUUGAACCAUAUGAAUUGAAAGGGGUUGUAAAAAAAAGUGCAAAAAUGCUGAAGAUGAAUUUGAAAAUAGGUGGUAAGGAAAAAAAAUGUCUGAUAUUGACUGCCGAAAGGGAUAGAAAUAUUACCGAAGGAAUACUCUCACAUAUUUCCAGUUAUGAGGCGUUAUGCAAAGUUCUUGAUAACCCUGAUCUAGAACAAAUUGAUUCGAUAGAUUCAAAAACUGCUGAAGCAAUUAGACAGACCAAAAUAUCAUCAAUAUUCAAAAAAAUGGAUGAUGAACAGCUAAAUGGCACGUAUAUAAAGGUUCUGAAGGAAAUUGAAUUAAAUCCCAAGCCUUUUGUUCAAGAGGAAACAUUUGAGGUACAACACUCCUCAUUUGUUAAUGAUAUUAAGACACUUUUUGAAGAAAACCCAGAGAUAGAUGCUCUAGAAUUAUCAAAGUUUUACACAGAAAAUAAUACUGAUUCUCAAUACUCUGUCGAAUCUGAACGCAAUGGUAUCCUUAGGUUUCUGGAAGGAGAAGACCUCGAUUCUUUGAUCGAUGACUCAUUUUCUACAAGGUCUGUGCAUGAAAUGAGUCUAUCUGAGUUGAGAAUGUUAUCGGAAAAGGUAUCUAACCGUAUAGAAAACGAUCCUAAUACUGAUAUAAUCACGUUAAACCCAUAUUCAGAUCAUAAAUUCACUCUUACUUCACUUCCAACCCGAAAACGUACUUGUAUAAACAAAGCUUUUCGUUUAUUCGCGAAACUUGGAGAUUAUUAUACAGCAGAAGCUACUGAAAAUACGUAUAAGAAUUUUUUCAAGCGUGACAAUUCUAAUUUGGAACCUACAUGGCAAGAUCCACAACUUAUAGAAAAUUUCAUCAGACCUACUCAUAGAGUUAACACAAUUAAUGUAGAAAAAUAUUUAAACAAGUGGUUAGACUUGGGGCUUGGCACAGACGUUGCAAAUGCUGCUGUGGCAUGGAUUAAAAAAUCUAUCUUGGAUGUUGUAGGUAGAGAAUAUGAUGACUUGGAAAUUGAGCCAACCCAAAUACAGAAUAUGGCUAUACCCACACUUUUGAAGGAUUCAUCAAAUUUGUUGAUAGCAUCAAAUGCUGCCAGCGGUAAAACCUUAGCGUAUCUGCUCCCAAUCAUACAGCUACUAAAAAAUGAGGAGAAAAAAUUUUUAAGAAAGUUACGAAGCCCAAGAGCACUAAUUUUAGUACCAAACAGAGAACUGGCGGAUCAAAUAUUAAGCGUUAUUAAGGGAUUAGGACAUGUUGCUAAAAUAACUUGUGAAUCAUUGACUGGUGGAUAUUUGAUGAGGAAACAAAGGAAACAUGUCAAUAGGUUGGUUGACAUAGUUGUUGCCACACCUGAUCGUCUAUAUAAAAUGAAUAAAUAUAUAGACAUGAGCAGAAUUAAAUUUAUAGUACUUGAUGAAGCAAAUGUUCUUAUAAAUGAAGGAUUUUGGCCGCGAGCUCACCAAAUUUUAGAUAACCUAAGACAUGAUCCGCAAUUAAUCCUAGUUGCACCAGAUUACAAAUUCCUUGAUCACUUUAAGAGGGUUCAGACCUCUAUUUCAAGAAAAGGAAAACAUAAUAUAAGUACAAUAGGCUGUAAAAUUAAAGGUCGUGAUGAGCUAAAUAGAAGAAUUGAAGAGUAUUAUGGAAAUAGCUAUGAAAAUACAAUUAGGGGAUUCUCUCUCUGUGAAGAAAUUUUUAAUUGUAAAAAAAUAGUGGAUGAAGCAUGGGUUCAUCGUCCUGGUCGAGGUGUAACUCAUGAAUUCAUAAAUGUCAAAUCCGAUGACAAAGUACGUGCGCUGAUAAAUCUUAUCAGGUAUGGGAGCGCCAGAAGGUGCAAGAAGAUUCUUGUAUUCUGUAACACCUUACAGAGUUGCAGGGCCGUACAUCAUUAUUUAGUGGAAGCUGGCCUACCCGCAACCUGUCUACAUGGAAAGGUACCCAUUCUGCAAAGACGCAAAAACUAUCGAGAUUUUAUCAAUAAUGCCUAUGGAAUAUUGGUUACCACGGACGUUUUUAGUGCGGGCUUAGAUUUAAAUGUAGACGCUGCAAUAAUGUUUGACUUUCCAUUAAAUAGUAUGGAUUAUUUGAGAAGAUCUGGCAGAGUUGGAAGGUUGAUUAAUAACGAUGCGAUCGCCCCGAAAGGUAUUUCCAUUUCGCUACUUAAAAAACGUGAUUUACCUCUGGCAACUGCAAUACAAAGAAGCAUUAAAAUGCCAUUCUUCCCCCUAAACAAUUUAUCUUCCAGAAAAUCUGAUUAUAAUAUUAGGACAGGCAGGAUGAGAUAUUUAACACAAGCAGGAUCGUACUUUAAACUUGCCGAAAUAUUAAGACGGGAAGAGAUCGAGGGAACUUUCAAAUACGAGAAUAUGAAUUCUUACUUGGAGAAAUUCAGAGGAGCAGUCAAGGAACAGAGUAAAAAUUCACUUAAGAAAAUUAUUUUGAGGAGGAGAAGAAUAUGCAAACGUAGGAGAAUAUUAUUAAGAAGGCUUAAACUAAUGAAAAGAUGGAACAAGGCUGUCAGGCUAAAACAACGAAUAAUAUCGCAAAUUGAUAAAAGAGUCCGCAAGUCAGAUGGAUCAAUUCACACUAGAAUGAACAAAGAGAAUCGUAAAUGCCCAAGUUUGAAAGACUUGAAACCAAUAAGAGGUAAACUAAUGAAGUUAAAGCUAAUUGCUGAUAAGCUAAAUGAAAGAAUAUUGAAGCGAAAUGAUAACGCCCUAAUGAAAUUUAUAAAUAAGGUACAACUCAAGGCGAAAGAUGCCUCUAUAAAAGAAAAGGAUACAAAGCCCAAAUUUCAUACCAUUGACAAGGUUAAAGCAUCUAUUGGAAAGAGUGUAAAGCGUAUUUGUUCACUUGUAUAA